Molecule: messenger RNA, 2143 nt
Organism: Platichthys flesus (European flounder)
Lineage: Eukaryota; Metazoa; Chordata; Actinopteri; Pleuronectiformes; Pleuronectidae
Gene: cltrn
Product: collectrin, amino acid transport regulator
Exons: 7
Coding region: 169-816 (215 amino acids)
Source: RefSeq, a predicted model, not a curated record
CUGGCUGGAGGAGGACGGGGUAAGAUGUGUCAGUUCAGGUGUGUCCUGGCUUAACUAUUAAACCCGGACUCUAUCCAGUGAAGUUCCUCUGCUCACCUCCUCAAACCACUCCACACUGGGACUUUCACCUGCAGCUUUUUACUGUGUGGCUUCUCGUUUCCUGCGAAAAUGUUGGAAAAGACCUUUUUCCUGCUCUGUUUAUCAUCCGCUCUGGGAAAUGAACUCUGUACACCAGAUGCUUCAGACGGCUACAAAGUUCGACUCAGCAUCAACACUGCUCUGGGAGAUGAAGCUUAUCCCUGGAAUGCAAAUGAGAUGUUCCUUUUCCGAGCCUCUUUGGCCUUUGCCAUGAGGAAUCACAUCGCUGGACAGAUAUUUGAGGUGUCAAACAUUGUUGUGUGCGAUGAGACUCCCAGAGUGUCCUUCUGGUUUGUGGUGACCUCACCGCUGAACCCUUCAGAACUCGUCAAUAAAGGAAAUGUGGAAGAGGCCGUCAGAAAGUCCAGGAAUCGAAUCAACAGUGCCUUCCUGCUCUCCGACAACACUCUGGAGUUUGUGGGCAUCCCUGCCAUCCUAGCAGCACCCGUCAACCCUGACACCCCCCCGUGGCUCAUCGUGUUCGGGGUGGUCAUGGGUCUUGUGUUUGCCGGCAUCAUCGCUGUGCUUGUAUUGUCUGUGGUCCAAAAGAAACGCAAAAAGAGCGGGAAGAUGGACGACGAGGACACUGAAGUGGAGAUCCGGCCGAAAGCGAUGGAAAAUGGUGACGGUGUUUACAACCUGUCUUUCACAGAUGAUGAGCCGAUCACACAGAUGUAAAGUGCUUGUGUAUAGAAAGUCUUCCAUGUAAGCAACAAGGGGGGGAGACGUUAUUGAGCUGCUCGAUGUGGAUUAUCAAUACUUUCUGUUGGUGAUUAUAGUUAAUGAUAAGUUUCAAAAGCAAAUAUACUUUUUCAUUGUUUCCUUUUUUAAGCAAACAUGCACGUUGCUUUAAUUUUCCAAAUUGAUGUGUAAAUGAUUGAUAAAUCUAAUUUGUUAAUAUUUUGCAGAAGCCUAUGUCUGAGGACAUUCUACACAAUCAUUUACUGAACUGUACAUUAUUGAUUUGCUUAGCAAAUAACAUUUAGACCAAAACUAAUUACUAGCUCAAUGGCCAAGCAAAUGUAUGGCUGAGAUUUAUGGCAAAAAUUGUAAUCUUGCUAUAUGCAAAUCAUUUCAGGAUUCAGAUACACAUGUAUCUAAAUGUUUAUCUAGUUGCGUACUAUAUCUCACUCUCAAAAUGUGACUGAACUUGAUCACAGAUGAAAAUGACAGCCCAGAGGAGAUGUCAGCUGUGAGCUCAUCCUUCUGCUCUCUAUUUGUUUGCCAUCAGUCUCCCUUUUUCCCAGAUUACACGGUGACAGUGAAAAUCCCUCUAAACUCAGUGACGGGUUUAGCUGCAGCAGGCGAGGCAGCCCUCCAGCUCUUUAUCACGAUGGUUGGCAGAAAUGUAGCUCGACACAAUUUUCAUAUUGUUGGCAUAGAACAGAGCAGCUUCCUUUGAACACACAGAUUUGUGUAAACAAUGGAUGAUUCAAAAUAAAAGUCCUGCAUUGGGGCCAGUGUAGGUGAACCUUUUCUAAUUCUAACCAUGGAAUUAGAAAAAGGGCUUUUCUAGACAUUCCCUAAAUAGUUAAAUAAAAUAAAAAUAGUACCCUACCUUCAGCAAGUACAAAAAUAACCUCCCUGCUUUAUUUACAUUGUGUCCCUUCACAUAAGUACGAGCCAGAAAGUCUUAGGGAAUCUCCUAUGGCAGCAUCAUUCUUUACAAACAACUUUUUGUCAUGAUUUUAUAAAAGCUAUGGUCUUUUACUGAAAACUGAACUUCAAUUUCCUGUGUAUUUUAUUUAACAUAUUGUUCUCCAACUGUGCUGGGAUCAUUGGAUACACUACACGGAUACAGUGCAUUUAUUGACCUUCAGGUGGCACUGUUGCACUGCCAACUUGCCUGAACACGCACUGUAGUCCCCCUAUCUAGCUGUCUUCAUAUUGGCACUAUUUUAUGUAUGUGUUUUUUGAACAUUUGAAUUUCAAACAUAUUGUAAUUCACUGUUGUUUUAUUUUUGUCGCCCUGUCUGAAGUGAUAAAAGUGUGUGAGUCCGUCAUA